AUGGGAAGACUUGCGACUGUAGAUAGGCUGCUUAAAUUCGGCAUACAAGUUCCACCUUCAUGUGUGUUUUGUGACUCAGCUGAUGAAACUCUGGACCACCUACUCUUCAACUGCACCAUCACUAGAGCUUUGUGGACAAGACUGCUCAACUGGCUAGGUAUUCAGAGGACAAUUGGCACUUGGCAAGAGGAGGUGAAUUGGGUGUGUACAUGGGCAAAACGAAGGACCGAGAAAGGAGCGAUAAUCAGUGUUAUUUUUGCUAUGUUGGUGGCUACUAUUUGGAGGGAAAGAAACCUUUUGAGGUUCCACAAUGGCUACUUUCAAGUUGAUAGAAUCUGCCGAGAGAUAGCCAUCCACAUACACAUCAAAGGGCAGCACAACAGGAAAUGGCAACAAGAGCUGCUGGUUCUCACUAAUCCUUGA
Messenger RNA from Lycium barbarum (goji berry), 423 nucleotides. RefSeq lists its product as uncharacterized. The transcript has a single exon. The record is from RefSeq and is a predicted model, not a curated record. Lineage: Eukaryota; Viridiplantae; Streptophyta; Magnoliopsida; Solanales; Solanaceae. The coding region runs from base 1 to 423 and encodes 140 amino acids.